Molecule: messenger RNA, 732 nt
Organism: Patella vulgata (common limpet)
Lineage: Eukaryota; Metazoa; Mollusca; Gastropoda; Patellidae
Product: galactocerebrosidase-like
Exons: 7
Coding region: 1-732 (243 amino acids)
Biological process (GO): galactosylceramide catabolic process
Cellular component (GO): lysosome
Molecular function (GO): galactosylceramidase activity
Source: RefSeq, a predicted model, not a curated record
AUGUAUAAAUUAACAGUUUACUAUAGCUUGUGGUUAUGUUUAGUUUUAUGUCCGUAUGUAAUAACACAGUAUAUCUAUCCUAUAGAUGAAACACCUGGAUUUGGUAGAAGAUUUGAUGGUCUUGGGGCAUUGAGUGGAGGGGGAGCAACAAGUAAACUAUUAGUUAACUAUCCGAAACAACAGCGAGAUGAAAUACUUGACUAUUUAUUCAAGCCAAAUUUUGGAGCUUCCUUACAUAUUCUUAAAGUGGAAAUAGGCGGCGACGGACAGGGCACAGAUGGAACGGAGGCUUCUCACAUGCACUAUAGCUGGGAUCUGAACUUUGCACGAGGUUAUGAAUGGUGGAUGAUGUUAGAAGCAAAAAAGAGAAAUCCAGAUAUAAAAUUAUUCGGGUUGCCCUGGGCUUUUCCAGGAUGGGUCGGAGGAGGAACAUUAAGUCCCUACACCUACCCAGAAGUAACAGCAACUUAUGUGUGUAAAUGGAUUGUUGGCGCUAAACAACUUUACAAUCUUACCAUAGAAUAUGUCGGGAUUUGGAAUGAAAGAGACUAUAAUAAAACAUAUAUUUUGACAUUAAGGCAGACCUUGGAUUCCCAUGGGUUACAACAUGUAGAGAUAGUGGCAGCAGAUGAGUCAGUUGAUGAUUUACGGAUAGAUCAUGACAUCCUCACAAACCCAGACCUAGCUCAUGCUGUGUCAAUUAUUGGGUUAGUUACACCUAUUGUUGUAUAA